Messenger RNA from Felis catus (domestic cat), 4573 nucleotides. It is a transcript of the gene NAA30, whose product is annotated as N-alpha-acetyltransferase 30, NatC catalytic subunit. Lineage: Eukaryota; Metazoa; Chordata; Mammalia; Carnivora; Felidae. Gene Ontology annotation, biological process: N-terminal peptidyl-methionine acetylation. The coding region runs from base 145 to 1233 and encodes 362 amino acids. The transcript is spliced from 5 exons. Gene Ontology annotation, molecular function: protein-N-terminal amino-acid acetyltransferase activity. The record is from RefSeq and is a predicted model, not a curated record. Gene Ontology annotation, cellular component: NatC complex.
GGUAACAGCCGAGGCGCUUUACGGCGACGGCGGCUGAGUGUGAACCUUGGCGGCGGUGGAGGCGGCCGCGGCGGCGGAGGAGGCGGCGGCGGCGGCUGAGGAGGAAGAGGAGUGGCGGCAGUGGCGGCGGGGACCUGUGCGGGGAUGGCGGAGGUACCGCCUGGGCCUAGCAGCCUCCUCCCACCACCAGCACCUCCGGCCUCGGCGGCGGCCGAGCCCCGCUGUCCCUUCCCGGCGGGGGCCGCCCUCGCCUGCUGCAGCGAGGACGAGGAGGACGACGAGGAGCACGAAGGCGGCGGCGGCGGCGGCAGGAGCCCGGCGGGCGGCGAGGCGACGGCGGCGGCCAAGGGGCAUCCGUGCCUCCGCUGCCCUCAGCCGCCGCAGGAGCAGCAGCAGCUCAACGGAUUGAUCAGCCCCGAACUGCGGCACCUCCGGGCGGCCGCCUCUCUCAAGAGCAAGGUUUUGAGCGCGGCCGAGGCGGCCACGACCACGGCCACCCCCGACGGGGGGCCCAGAGCGACUGCAACAAAAGGAGCUGGGGUACACUCGGGCGAGAGCCCCCCUCACUGCCUCCCCAAUAAUGGAAGAACUGCGCUCCCCAGCCCGGCGGAGGCAGUGGCGGCGAGCGAUCCUGCGGCGGCCCGCAAUGGACUGGCGGAGGGCACGGAGCAGGAGGAGGAGGAAGAUGAGCAGGUGCGGCUGCUGUCUUCAUCCCUGACCGCCGGCUGCAGUUUAAGAAGCCCCUCAGGCCGGGAGGUUGAGCCUGGGGAGGAUCGGACGAUACGUUAUGUCCGAUAUGAAUCCGAGCUACAAAUGCCCGAUAUCAUGAGACUGAUCACCAAAGAUCUGUCUGAACCCUACUCCAUUUAUACCUAUAGAUAUUUUAUCCACAACUGGCCACAGCUGUGCUUCUUGGCCAUGGUAGGGGAGGAGUGUGUAGGUGCCAUCGUUUGCAAGUUGGAUAUGCACAAAAAGAUGUUCCGCAGAGGUUAUAUAGCCAUGUUAGCCGUGGAUUCCAAGUACAGGAGAAAUGGCAUUGGUACUAACUUGGUUAAGAAAGCUAUAUAUGCCAUGGUUGAAGGAGACUGUGAUGAGGUUGUUUUGGAAACAGAAAUAACGAAUAAGUCUGCUUUGAAACUUUAUGAAAAUCUUGGUUUUGUUCGAGAUAAGAGGCUGUUCAGAUACUAUUUAAAUGGAGUUGAUGCACUGCGACUUAAAUUGUGGCUGCGUUGAGAAACUGAUACCAAGGAACAACUUUCCAACCACACAGAAUCGACCUUUGCAUGCAAUGCAAUUUGUACAGAAUUGCUUUGCAGGUGGAUUUAGUAAUUUCCAUGCAGCUCUUACCUGUCAGUGUCUCAUUGAGUGUCGCACAAUAUUUGUUGCACUUUGGCAUGGCGCAUUUGUUCUGAAUUAAAAGAGAUUGUUUUACACUUAAAGAGUUCUUUUGGUACCAGCAAGAUGUGCCAGUUGAUAGCCAAGAUUUGUUUGUUCAUUUGCAAAGUCUGCUGACAAUGUUAUUUACACAGUGAUCAUUUUGUCACAGAACCAGUAAGUGGAACAUGAUUUUUGUUCCUAAAAAAGCCAAUGUAGAUUGUAAAAAUCUCUAAGUAUACUAACAUUUCACAUGAAACCUGCCAUAGUUUUCUGAAGGGGGUGGGGGAAAAGCUUCAAUUUUAGGUUUUAUUUUUUCAAUAUUAAAUUUUCCAUUCUUGGAUAUUGGUACCUCAGUGAUUAGUGAAUGAAAAAAAAUGUUAUGUAGGGUUGGGUGUGUCUUACAAUGAGUAAAGAUAACAAUUAAAUUGCGUCUGCCAGUGCCUGUGUAGAUAAGUAUAUUUGUCUUCAUCUCUAGUUUUUGAAUGCAUGCUCUCUUUUCCUUUUCUUUCAGGCCUUUGCAAGCAAACUUUUGUUUUUAUUUAAAUUCUAAAUUUGAUAAUAAAUUAUUUCAGAUUUUUAUAAUUUGGAUACUUUUUUCCAGGUGAGUGACAGAGUGUUUUACUGUAAAGUCCCUUCUUUCCUUACAGUAAGAAGUUGAAUCUACUUGGAAAAUCUUUGAGAAAUGACUCAAAAGGGAUGAGAAAAGUUGAUGGAGCCGGGAAUUGCUGGGUUUUGGAUGCACUUUUUUUUUUUUUUUUUUUUUUGAGAGUGAGGGAAUUUUUGGAAAAGAAUAGAAAAUUAAUGUAAAUCGGUAUGAUUUUAUUUAAUCAAAAUUAUUGCUAAGCUGUGAAGAACAGCUUUUACAAAGUAGCUGCAACUUUUUUCCCACUUAAUUUGGAUUCACAUUGCUUCCAUUUCUUAAAUUGUUUCACUUUUGGUUCUUGGUCUUGGAAAUAAAUUUGAAGGUUCAUUGUAUCCAUUUUAAACUGAUUUUAUUUUCUUUUCACUUAUUUAAGCAAAUUCUUGGGGAAGCUUUGCUUAGUUUCCAGAAAAACAAAAGGGAAAAUUGGAAUAUUUUUUUGGAGUGAGUUUUAUGGGUUUUCUUAAUAGUUAUCACCAUGUUCAGUUACAUUGUAUUUUGGUCAAUCUGUGCAGUGUAACAAAUUUAUAAGUUAAUUGCUUUCAACUGAGUCAGGAAACCUGUGAUGGAUAAUUUAACUGGAAAACCUAGGUACCCAUAAAAAAAAAAAAAAGAUUGAUUCUCUGUGAAAAAUGUUUUGUAGGAAUCUAUGUUGUUUUUUCUUUAAUUUGGAUAUGCUUUACUUCUGUUCUAGGAUUUGGUUUGAAUUUUAUUUUAUGGCUAUAAUUACUGUAUUUUUAAAAACCCUACCUCCAUUAACAGUUGGUAAAAGCCCCCUUUCAGGAAAGUUUGUUGCCUUUUUUUUUUUUUUUUUUUUUUUUUUUUUUUUUUUUUUUUUUUUUUUUUUUUUAAAAGGAAAGCUGCUCCUUGCUCAGUGCAGUGUCUUGAAAGUGAACAUGGUAACAAGUAUUUUAAAAAUAAAGAUACACAGAUUUGGUGAAAAUAAAAUCUUCCUGCUGGUGGGAUCAUUUAUAGUUCCUCAUUUUUAAAGUCAACUUUUUCUUUCAUUUUAUAUUGCUCUUGAAAGUUUAAUGGGUAGAGUACUGAUUGCGUUAAAAUAUAACGAUCACUCAAUACUCAGCUUUCCAGCUGACUGUUUUGAGUAUGUCUUUGAUCAAAUGUCAUUUGGGCUCUAGCAUUUAGAGGAAUGCCAAUCAUAGUGAUGCUUCUGUUAUUUUUGAUAUGGAGGGAACUGAACUAAAAGAGUUAUCAAAUUUUAUCUCACCACUUUAUAUUUGACUUGCUGAUUCAUCAGUAAUGAUUGUUGAUGAACAUACAUUUGCUUGACUCCCUAAUGGGGACGGUUCUAAAGUAGAUAGAUACAUGCUAGAUUUUCGUUUCAGCCAUUAUGUUUUGGCGAGUUGUCAAUGAAACCAUCUCUACUGACCUUUUCUCCCAGAAUUGACCAGGUUUCGCUGAACUGACUGGGUGUUUGUAAACGUGACCUUAACCAUGUGGCUAAAAAGUCAGAUGGUUGCCGUAUUGUUCAGCCUGGUGUAUGUUGAACAGAAAUGUCUACCUUAUGUCUUUAAUUGGGUAUACAAAAAUUGUUUACUUAAGUAGACUAAAAUUUUAAUGUCUAGCAUGAUAACCCAGCAUCAAAACUAAGUCUCCAUUCCAGUUGAAGCAGCAUCAAACAUUCAUUUACUUUUUGGUAUUGGGCUUUCAUCUUUCUUAUAUAAUCUUAAAACAAUCUCAUUUAAAACUGAUAGCGCGAGUUCACUUGGCUAAAACUGAGCAAGAUUGGUGCAACUUUCUUUUAACGGGGUGCUGCCUCUUAAAGACUGACUGUACUAUCCACUGACACUGGUUUGGCAGUUCGUACUGCUGAACAUUUUAUACAUGCUACCAUGAAGCUAUAUAUGUUAGUAUUGAAGAAGCUAACGGGUAUGCUACCAUUUUUUGAUGUGUGGACUGAUUGUAAUUUCCCUUACAUUAGGAUGAAACUACUCUAGGGGAGUCCACAGAUCAGAAACCAGACAGUAGUUUUUGAAGUUGAAGCCAACAAAAUUAAAAAAGUAAAAUUAUUAAAAAAUUGGUUUUUUACCCUCCCUACUUACUGAGUAAAUUGCCCUCCCUACUUGCUUGACAAAUCUGUGUAAAGGAGUUUGUUUGUCACAUGUUUUAACUUUACCUUGCCCUGUGUUACAGUAUUGGCUGACAUGUAUAAGACUGGAUGUGUAUAUUUAUUAUGGUGUCUAAAAAUCAUGAAGUUCAUCACUUUCCAGGAGCAUAGAUAAAAGCAAAUUGGUAGUGCAUCAGAGUUACUUUUCAGUGCACCAUGACAUCACUAAAAUGAGUGCUAUAAUGUUACAGGGCUUUCAGGUUUGUAAAAACAUAACCAUAAAUUAUAUUGACGUCAGAUAUGAGUUGAGUAUCUAUAAAAUAUCACGUGUAUUUCAAAAUAUUGGACUGCUGUUUGAUGACUGGAUAUUGCUGCAUAAUUUUCUUCUAUUGUCCCAUAUCCUUUUGGAGAGAGAGAUUUAAUGGGAUUUGAAAUGUGCAAGCUGUCUAAAUAAGAUGCAGUCAAAUAAAGUUGGUUAAGUUGUGUUUGCA